This is a messenger RNA of Thyridium curvatum, 2433 nucleotides long. RefSeq lists its product as uncharacterized. Gene Ontology annotation, molecular function: DNA-binding transcription factor activity, RNA polymerase II-specific; zinc ion binding; RNA polymerase II cis-regulatory region sequence-specific DNA binding. Gene Ontology annotation, biological process: positive regulation of transcription from RNA polymerase II promoter by galactose; DNA-templated transcription. Gene Ontology annotation, cellular component: nucleus. The record is from RefSeq and is a predicted model, not a curated record. NCBI's taxonomy places the organism in Eukaryota, Fungi, Ascomycota, Sordariomycetes, Thyridiales, Thyridiaceae. The transcript has 7 exons. Bases 1 to 2433 code for a protein of 810 amino acids.
AUGCUGCCGAGAGGUGAAGGACUCGCUGCUAACUCUUGUGCGUGCCUCAUCGGCGCCCCUUGCCAGGUGGACCCGUCUCGUCGGCGACAGAGGCCGUACUACCAUGUCUCCGAAGAAGAGUUUCGGUACAUGACCAAGGCGCUGGAGCACUUCCUGCCUGACGUCGAGCUCAACCUGCAGUCUCUCAAGGGCAUUGUGACGUCCUUCUCCGAAGGCAGCAAGCCCGCAGCGAAUGGCCAGCAACGGCAGGAUAGCCCGCGGCCGCGCCAGCAGCCCACGCCCACCGUCGAACUGGGCAGCCCGACGUCGUCGCCGGCCAAUGGGGAUGUGCGGCCGAGCAAGUCGACCACGAGCACGCCUGCAAGCCACGAGAGCAUCGUCACCAUCGAAGAGAUCGACGACCUCCACGGCGAGCUGGGCUGGCUCACCGUCGACUCCAAGGGCCACUACAGACAUGUCGGAAUAGAAGGAUCAUAUGCGUUCAACGCCGCCGUCAGGUCGUUGAAGAACCGGAGGUUAUCAGAAGUGGCGGUGAAGUCCGACCUCGUCGCGCCUCUGACCGCAGCACCGCCCCUGCCGCCGCAGACACCCGAGAUCCUGACGGGUCCUCGCCAAAUCUACCUUCCCCGACGCGACCUCUGCAACCGCUGCGUUGCCCGCUUCUUCCGCGAUGUGCACUCCAUGUACUGGUUCUUCUCGGCCGAGAGCUUCUACGCGAUCCUCGAUCGGAUAUACUCGGGCGAUGCGGGUGCUGCCACGUCGUCGAUGCUUUGCUCGCUCUACUCGAUCCUGGCCUUGACCUGUGAGAGCGAAGCGCGUAGCGAUGGCAUUGAUGUCGGCGACGAGUCGUCGAUGAGGUAUCUGUCGUUGGCAAAGAGCCUAGCCGCCACAUUGUACGACGAGGCGGAUGUCGAUUGUGUUCGUGCAUUAUGUCUCUUGGGCCUUGCCUUGCAAAGUUCAAUGUUUGCGAAUACUGCGUACAUCUACGUUGGUUCUGCCGCGAGCAUUGCCUACACGCUAGGCCUGCAUCUCCAAAAGACCAUCAAGACGAAGGAGUGCCUGCAGAGACAGAUCGAUCUACGGAUAUUCUCUACGCUAUACCUGCUCGAUCACGAUGUGGCGCUUUGCUACGGUAACCCGACGGCGAUCAGCGAGGAUAAUGCGAUUGCACCCCUCGAGUCUCUUUCAGAACAGAUCCUGAGCCCCGGCAGCAACAUGCCGCUCUACUACCUCUCCGUGUCGUGCAAACUGACGCACCUCAAGCGCCAGAUCGGCCGCCUGCUGUACAACAAGACUUCACCCUCCUCUUCCUCCUCCGCAUCUUCGUCUACCGCUCCGGGAGCCGGCGUCUCCAUCUCGGCCAUCUCGGACGCCAUCGCCUCCUUGCACGCCUGGCACGCCUCCAUGCCGCCGCACCUGCGCGACGCCGCGCAGGCGCCCUCGUACCACAACCGCUCCGUCGCCGUCCUGCACCUGCGCUACUACUCGGCGCUCGUCUUCGCCACGCGGCCCUUCCUGCUGUACAGCGUGCUGCGCGACGCCGAGCUCAAGAGCAGCCCCAAGCGCCGCUUCUUCGAGGACUUUGGCGCGCUGUGCAUCGACGCCGCGCGCAAGUCGAUGGGCCUGCUCGCCUACAUGCGCGACGCGGGCCUGCUGACCAGCCUCGUCACCUACGACACGUCGUGCCUGCUCGAGAACCUGCAGGUCCUGCUGCUGUCGUACGCGCGCGCCGACCAGGCCGGCGGCGAGGGGUCGCAGCAGCAGCAGCAGCAGCAGGCGGCCGACUCGGUCAGGGAGUGCCUGCACAUCCUGCAGGGCAUGGAGCAGGUGCUGUGGACCAAGCACGCGCUCGUCGAGGUCAUGGCGCAGCUGGACGAGAACGGCAUGCUCAACGGGGAGAGCGGGUUCAGCCCCUCUGGGGUCGAUGCUGUGGGCCACUACUUCCUGGACAUCGGCCCGCAACAAGACCUUCUUCGAUUUGCAGCCAGCAAAUGUCAUGUCAUUGAUCAGAAGAGUGCUGUCCCCCUUGCCCACGACCGAUCGCCCGAAAAUGACCAGCCCCAGAAUGCUGAGACUAGGCUGGAAGAUGACAGACAGCAGCGAAGUCACAUCUCCACUGGCGUCCAGAACCGCAAACUUGAGGGAUAUACCCGCGUCCGAGCGCGUCCGGAACAUGUCAAUAUAGUGACGAAGCACACCCCCGGCCAGCAAGACCGCCGCAAGUACAGCCAUCAGGGUGGACGCCCAGUCCUGUCCGCGAUCGUGCGCCACCCGCAGCGCAAAGACAAGACCCGUCUCGAUGCCCCCGAGGACCGACGCUAUGGCCACGGCCCAGACCGCGGCCUUCUUGAGGCUCCAGUGGUCGCCAUAGUACUUGCACUGCGACCACGUCCAGAGGCUCAGGAAGAUGAGGAUGUUUGGCUGGACCUGUAG